UCAAUCUUGAUUCUAUGAAGACGAAGCGAAAGUAAGGAAGAAACGUAGUGGGGACCAAGAAGGUAUAGACUAUGGCGAGUCGUUAAGAAGCUGCAGUGUUUCGCGAAAGAGACACAAUUCGAAAGAGGACUAAAAUAUACCGUCUAUUUCUCAGUGACCAGUGUUUGGAAUAAUCGUCGAUUCGAUAAAUCGCGCGAAUCAUUUUUAUCAAAUUAUAAAAAAAGAAGAAGAGAAAUAUGAUUAACGUAUAUUAUUUUGUAACGAUAUUGGCUGUGGUUGUUGUAACACACGGUGCGUUCAAUUGCCCGAGUAAAGACGGUCAAUACGAAGAUCCGAAACAGUGCGACAAAUAUUACGAAUGCAUCGAUGGCAUCGCCACGGAGAAACUUUGUCCAGAUGGACUCGUUUUCGAUCCCUUGAAUCGAAAAGUAAACAAAUGCGAUCACGUAUUCAACGUUGAUUGCGGAGAUCGUCUCGAAUUGCAACCUCCUCAACCGACCAAGAAAUGUCCUCGAAGGAAUGGUUUUUUCGCUCAUCCGGAUGCAUCCGUUUGUAAUAUUUUUUACAAUUGCAUCGAUGGCGAAGCUAUCGAAAUUACAUGCACCACCGGAUUACACUUCGACGAGUAUAGCGGAACAUGCGUUUGGCCCGACAGCGCUGGUCGAGAAGGAUGCGGAGUAGUAGACAAAAAAUUGAAAGACGGCUUCGAAUGUCCAAGAGAAAGUCAAGUGGACACGAGAGGAAUGGUCGUUGAUCAUCCGAAAUUCGCUCAUCCAGAUGACUGUCAAAAGUUUUACGUCUGUUUGAACGGAGUAACACCACGAGAACAAGGUUGCAGCGAUGGGACCGUUUACAACGAGGAACAACAAAGAUGCGAUGCACCGGAAAAUGUUCCCGGCUGCGAGGAUUGGUACAAAGACGACGAUAAGAAACCAUAAAAUAUAUUUCAUAUUUAUAUGUCCCGCAUCGGGAUCUCCGCAUCGUUUUAAAAUCACGCCAUCUUCGUUCAGCGUAUAAUCACGAAUGUUACGACAAUCGACAUUGUUCAUAAAUAAAAAAUUUUAUUUUAUCUUA
Molecule: messenger RNA, 1074 nt
Organism: Apis dorsata (giant honeybee)
Lineage: Eukaryota; Metazoa; Arthropoda; Insecta; Hymenoptera; Apidae
Product: protein obstructor-E-like
Exons: 5
Coding region: 237-938 (233 amino acids)
Cellular component (GO): extracellular region
Molecular function (GO): chitin binding
Source: RefSeq, a predicted model, not a curated record